GAAUCGGGUGUUUUCGGGUAAUGGAUGCAGUUGUCAAAAAAUCCCGUGAAUGGGAGAAAAAAUGUGAGAUUUUAUUGAGCAUUUUGUGUGAGAAAAGUAGAAUUUAUCGUUUGUGAUUUAGUGUAAAUAGCCAGACAGGACAAUGAUCCAUCUGACAUCGCAGAAUCUGUCCACCAGGGAGAUGGUGCAGAGUGUUUUUUCGCCCCUUAUCGGGGCCACUUGCAGUCCACAGGCUGAAGAGAUGUGUCAGAAAAACAAUUUAACUUUCGUUGAGAUGCUCCAGCCCUUCAGUCGUUUGACCACAGAUGCCUCCUUUAGGGAUUCCUCGGGUACGAGUGUCUCCCUCAAGGGCACUCGCCUCAAUAUCUGUGAUGUAGCAUGGAGACCACCACAAACGGUGCUGGCACGGAAGAUGCUCAAUGAUUCUGUGCUUACGAGUCAGUGUGACAAGACACGGGCUGUUCAUGUGGAUGGUGAGUCCUUCAGAGAUGAUCCUGGUAAGUGUUUGUUAUUGUAUUUAUCUUGUGUUUCAGACACCACAACUCUCGACAUUCCAUUUUCUGAACCAUGGUACGAACAGUGGCGAGAAACAUUCCUCACUGUCCAAUUUCCAGCAGAUCAUGAGUUCACGCGGCAUUUUCUCAGCUGUCUCAUUGUCCUGUCCAGCUCUGAUCCCAAUCCUCUAGACAGUGCCAAUCAGCUGACACGUAAAGUGCAGAUGAUGCAGAAUGUCACUCCACCAAAGUUGCCCAAGUGGUUUAGUCCAGAUCCCCUUAAUGCUUACAUUAUGCUCCAUGAUGGCUGUUCGGGGGACAUCACAAAGGCUCAGCAGGCCUUUGAGAGUCUCAAGAUGACUUAUGGGGAGAAUAAGUGUUUCCUGGUGCAGAUUAAUUCGUUCCAAGGAACACCUGGGGAGUGUCCGGAUCCGUGGUUGAGGUAUUUGAAGCGUCAUGCACGGCCGGAUCCCAGUCAAGUGGACAAUGACAGCAGUACUCCCAAGUCCCCUCAGGACAGUGGAGUGUCCAUGACCAUGACAAUGCAAAUGAGCACCCUGGAAACACCUCCGUCGGGAAUUAUGGGUGAAGUUGUUCAUCAUCCACUGAGUCCCCUCCAGGAAACUGGUGGGGAUAUCUCAGCAAUGUCCACCAGUACCGAAAGUCUCACUUCCCAGCCCAUUAAUCCCAAUGUCUGGGCCAAUGAGGAGCAUGUGGAUGUACCCCAUGGGAUGUGCCUAACAGCCAGUGAUAUGGAGAAUCUGAGGCAUUUGAUACAGGAUUACACUCUCAGAGCCCUCAUUCCGUACAUUGAGAAACUCAUCUACGCCCUCAAUGAGUCAAUAACCACAAAGAAAGGCGUCAGCCGAUCCCUCCUGACAGCCACAAAACGAUGGUUCGUCACCAAUAAACCAGGCACAGUCAAUUCCACGCAAAAUGCCGUAGUUUACACAAAUGAGUCCACAGAGCUGCAAACGCGGAAAAUUGGAGAUCUUUACUUCAUGUUUGGUCACUACGGAUCGGCAUUUCAGGCCUACCAUCAGGCCAAGAGGGACUUCAAUGCCGAUUCCGCCUGGCAAUAUUACGCUGGGGCCCUGGAAAUGGCAGCCCUGGCGGCUUUUAUGCAAGGAACUGCCAGCCGGAAGACCUAUGAUUACAUGGAGGAAGCCAUUGUGACAUACUUGAACAUCUGCAAACUACCCCAAUUCGCCACAAGGGCCACAAUCCUGAGUGUGGAGUGUCUGAAGGUGGGAAAGAUGUUUGGGGAGGCGGCAAAGCAACUUAUCCGGAUGACCAGUGAGGAUUCGGAUUUGCGGUCUGGGCUUCUGCUGGAACAAGCUGCUUAUGCUUUCCUGAGCUCACAGCCACCAUUGUUCCGGAAAUAUGCAUUCCACGCAGUUCUGGCUGGUCACAGAUACUCAAAAGCCGGUCAACGAAAGCAUGCCUUUCGGUGCUACAAACAGGCUCACCAGGUAUUUGAGAAUCGAGGCUGGAGUCUAGCUGAAGAUCACAUUCAGUACACCAUUGGGAGACAAGCGAUAUCACUGAAAAAGCCCGAGGAAGCUAGUAUUCCUCUUUCCCAUCUCCUUCGUCCGUCCAGUCUGCAGACGUCCCUGCAGCAGGCUGUCUUCCUCAGGGAAUACAUCCAGACGCACAGGGCAUUGCAGAGUGGUCAGGAAAAUGGGAAUUUGCUUAGUAUCUCACUGCCACGGAUUGUGCAGGAGAGAACGAGAGUUCUGGUGACAUCUCAACCUCCUGUGACAAUUCCCAAUAUGAUUCCAGCUUCGAAUCUCACGAUCAAUUCGAGGCUGGACUGUGAAGGGAUUUGGCAGAAGAUGGAAGAGAUGGCAGCUCAGAUGGCUGCUAAGAAGCAAAUAAUGAUUUUUAGGCCAUCGAGGAGUCUGUUUACUCAUGAAACGGACAAUUCGAUGCAUCCUCUGGCCAUUCAUGGGGAACCAAUUGAUAUCAGUGUGACGUUGGAGAAUACCAUUAAGAUUCCAAUUGUGUUCAGUGAUAUCCAUUUGCUGUGGCGCUUCCGGAGGGCUGAUAGUGGUGAGGAGAUGUCCAAUGCGCAUUUGUUUAGGGGUUUGAUUGAUGGGGAGGGGAAUCAGAGGGGAAUGGAAGGUGUUAUUGCGGCUAAUGUCAUCAAUACGGUCACAAUCAAUGAGCACGAAUACAAGACAAUUCUGUUCCGGAUAACGCCCAAGGUGACGGGAAUGGUUCAGGUGACUGGGAUUAUAGGGCAAUUGUCAGCAGUGACUGAUCCUGUUAGUCUCUGGGGAAAGAUGGAUUUUGAGAGGAUAGCUAUAAAAUCCAGAGAUCCUCCGGCAAAUGACAGACCAAUUGAAUUUGAUAAGCGUCUGGACAUUGAAGUUCUCGAACCGGCUCCGGCACUCUGUGUCAGCUUCGAGGAGAUGCCACAGGAUGUACUGGCGGGCGAAGUGAUUCCCAUCACUGUCCAGAUGACCAAUUGUGGUGCCACAGUUCUGGAGGAUAUUUUCAUGGCUGUUGAGGCACCCAGGUGGUUCCUGGUGAGUCCGGAGGAGGCAGAACUUCCUCUGUCGGUUCUCCGGAAUUUCCGGGAUUUGUCCAAUGAGAACCUGAGCCGAGAUCGAGAAGCCAGGAAGCAGCAUGUUUUCCGGAUUGACGGGAAGGCACUUCAGCCAAGUGAAACCCGGAGUAGGACCUUCUGGAUUCAGAUUCCGUACAAGAAGGGUGCUGUGGACCUCAAGGGUUUGAUCUACUACAAUAUGCCUCCGGAAUAUUCCAAACUCAAAUAUCGCGUCAUCCGUCAUGUCUGGAAUUUCAAUGUCAAUGAAUCCUUGCUCAUGGAAGCCAAUUGCAAUGUGACAAGUGGAAAAGUGAAGGAAUUGGGGAUUGAUAUUUCCCUGAAAAACCUCAAUCAAGUGCAUCAUCCAGUCAUGACGGAGAUAACCCCGCAUGAUAUUCAUCUCUACAGCCCGGAGAGUCAGUUGAAUCCCAAGAAAAUCGUUUGGGCAGAGAGUCCUGGCUAUAGAAAUCUAAUCAGUGGAAGUUCUGGCCUAAAAUCUUCUGAUUUAGUGGCUUUCCGGUGCUCCUUGGACAGCCAUCAGCCAGCAAUUGGUGAGAAUCACACUCCAGAGAGAUUUAUCACAGCUCAGCUGUCGAGAGUCCCAAUCAAGGUGUCAGAUGCUCAGGAAAUGAAAAGACUGCCAGCGAUGCAGAAAGUUGGGAGUUUCCUGAUGAAGGAGGAGACCAAGUAUAUCAAAGUUCUGGGCAGCAGUGGAACCAGCGAAGAGUUCAAUCAAAUUGUCUCAAGUGCAGACAAACACAUGACGCUUGCAGUGACUUGGAGUGCCCAGAUCAGUGACAAUGGGGCCAAUAGAAGAACAGCGGCAGGUCAGCAUUUUGUUCAGCUUAGGCAUCUCUAUGAGAGUGGAUUCUGCCCACCUCACGAUAGACUCCGCAAAACAUCAUUCACUAGUCACGAAGAAAUUUGUAGUAUAUUCGAUUUUCCUCGAGAAGAUCCCAAUCUUCCGGUAGAUGAUCAUCAGAGUGUCAACGUGGCACGCAGGACAUUUCUCGAUACCGACUUUAAAAUUGUAGAUCUACUAGAUGAAUUGAAUGCUGAUAAAACCAAUUGACAUUAAUAUCAAUCAAAUUUGUUCAUUUUACAAAAUAGUGGCAAAUUAUCAUGAAGGAAAUGUUAAAAAGUCGUUAUAAAUUAUUUUAUAGAAAGCGAAUUUUGGA
This is a messenger RNA of Phlebotomus papatasi, 4223 nucleotides long. It is a transcript of the gene l(3)76BDm, whose product is annotated as trafficking protein particle complex subunit 8. The coding region runs from base 143 to 4117 and encodes 1324 amino acids. Gene Ontology annotation, biological process: protein localization to phagophore assembly site; endoplasmic reticulum to Golgi vesicle-mediated transport. Lineage: Eukaryota; Metazoa; Arthropoda; Insecta; Diptera; Psychodidae. The record is from RefSeq and is a predicted model, not a curated record. Gene Ontology annotation, cellular component: phagophore assembly site; TRAPPIII protein complex; cytoplasmic vesicle. The transcript is spliced from 4 exons.